Amphibalanus amphitrite is the source of this 3459-nucleotide messenger RNA. RefSeq lists its product as uncharacterized. The record is from RefSeq and is a predicted model, not a curated record. The transcript is spliced from 2 exons. The coding region runs from base 326 to 3367 and encodes 1013 amino acids. Lineage: Eukaryota; Metazoa; Arthropoda; Thecostraca; Balanomorpha; Balanidae. Gene Ontology annotation, molecular function: zinc ion binding.
UACAACCUACGAACCUACAACUUGCAAGCCUACCCUACAACCUGCAAACCUACAGCACCUCUCCUCGGCUGGAAAACCUUUGUGUGAUGUCUGCUCUACUUAUGCCGAGGUAGGCACCUAACCUAAAUGUAAAGGACUGUUGGUAACUCUAGUCUAUUAUCACAGCUUUUUCUGGAGACUUGCUUUUUACAAUAAUUAGCUGAUACAAGGCUUGAAAUAUUCAAUCUGCCUGAUAAGAAUCAAUUGGAUUGAACAUCAUCAGUGAUUGGAGUCCUUAUGCGGAACCAAAGGCAUAAUUGUUUCUGUAGUAACUGACACUGAAGCUAUGGCUCGCCAUACUCUGGUGCCAGGCAGCGGAAGACUGGGUCCUGUGGGGCGGCCACCACGUCGGCGGCGCUACCCAUGUCUGCGUGGUGCUGGGCCACAGCUGGAGUCGCUUCCCAGAUUGCUGGAGCUCUUGCCACCUGAAUACAGCUACCAUGUCUGUAGCUAUGAGCAGCUGACUAGCGGCUUUUCUACCACACUACGUGUCAACUUUAGCUCGGAGCGCGGGGCACGUGAGUGGCUGGCUGCCUUCCAGCAGAGUAGCCUGACAACAUACCGCAGUCGACGCACGUUCCCCAGGCCAGGGGCACAACUCAUCUACAAGGCAUGGUUCCGCUGCCAGCGCAACGUGCCAGGCGCUGCAGUGGCGGCCAGUGGUCCGGACGGUCGGCACACGGCCUGUCCGGCGGCGCUAGCUAUCAGCGUAUGCAGUGCACAGGUGAGCCAGCGUACUGACCCCCACCUGCCCGCCUCGCCCGGCUGCGUGCGGCUCCGACACGUACACAACCACCCGGUGCGGUGCGCGGCCGACCUGCGCUUCCGUGGCGUGUCGACUGCGGCCCGCGACGCCCUGGAGGUUCUACUGGCGCGCGGCUACGCACCGUCGGCCGCGCGGCGCGCGCUCCAGCACCAGCUGCAGCUGCACCUGGGCGAGUGCUACCCGCUGGCGGCGGCCGACCGCGCCGUGCUGCCCACGCUGAAGGACGUGUGCCGAAUAUACUACCAGCGAUACGGCACGCCGGCGCAGCGCCGUGCCACCGCGCAGCGCUCCGUGGCGCUGGAACAGAGCGGGGACGCGUCGGGAGCGACAGUUGAGGACGAAGUUGCCGAUAACCCUGAUAAAGCGUCGGACGGCCGCAAGAGCUUGAUGCGAGAUGAGAGAGGCGUCAUAGAACCUGCCACGACUUGUGAAAGCACCGACGCCGCGCGGCUGCAAGUGGAGCUUGUUGACGGUGAUAUUCUAACGUUUGACUCAUUGGGUACCGAUAGUGAGUAUUCCGUGUUGGAGCAGGAGGGUUCAGCAUCCAGGAUGGACUCGGAAGACCAGAUGCUCGAGUCUGGUGGUGAGAGUAUCACUGUGGACCGUUUGGAGGAUGCUGAGCUCGUGGUUGAACGCUCGGCCGAUCUGAUUCUGGGCUCUACCGAUGACACCACGCUAGAGUUGGAGCUGGUCCGCUCAGAGAGUCCCGCAGCACGACGAACCGAUCAUCAGACGCUGAAUCCUGAGGGCGCAGACCCGGGCGCCGAGGAGCUGCCGAGCCUGGAGAGUCUGCUGGCCGGCAGCAUGGUGCCGGACCCCGGCGCCAUCUCCGCCCGCCUGCGGGAACUGGUGACCGAGUACGGCACGAAAAUGGCUGCCGGCGGCGGGGCGGCCGCGUUCGCCCGUCUGGAUGGGUACGGGUUCGCGGCGGCGCUGACCACGCCGCUGAUGCGGCGCGUGCACCUGCACCUACCGCAGAGCGGCGAGCUGGUGUUUGUCGACUCGCCGGGCCGGUCGGAGCGGCACGGCUGCUGCCUGUGGCUGCUGGUGUGCGCCAGUGAGGCGGGCGCGCUGCCGCUCGGCCUGCUGCUCGCCUCCUCCGAGUCUGGCGGCGCGCUGCGCGCCGCACUCCAGUUGUGGCUGCGCACGCUGCCGCCGGGGGCGUUCGCGGGCCGCGGCGCCGACGGGCCGCAGGUGGUGAUCACGGACGACGGCGCCGGCCAGCGAGCGGCGCUGGCAGCCCGCUUCCCGGCGGCGCUGGCGGUGCUCUGCUCGUUCCGGCUGCUGCAGGCCGUGUGGCGCUGGCUGUGGCAGGUGCGCGGCCGGGUGUCGGCAGAGGACCGCGCCCGACUGCUGCUGCUCACCCGGCGUCUGCUGUGCGCCGGCUCAGUCGCCCAGCUGGAGCGCCGCUUUCGAGAGGCGUCUGCCGACCCGAUCAUGGCGCGCCACGCAGACUUCCUGAAGCAGUUCACGUCGAUCUACCGGCACCGGCACCUAUGGGCCGUUUGGUAUGGCGAGGAGGAGGCCUCUGACGCCGAUGGCCGUGCGGCCGCGCGCACCGCCAGUCUGUUCGAUCUGGCCGCCAGCCUGCUUCGCGACCGACUGCUCUUCAUGGCCGCGGAGUAUGGGCCCGCCGAGGCGUUUGAUUUCUGGACGCGCCACGGGGAUGCGUACUUCGUAGAGCGGAUCAGCCGAGCGCUGUCCGGCGGCGGCCCGCCCUCUGGCCACGCUCGCUACGUUCCGCCGCCGCCGGGGUCGGAGCUGCGCGCGCGCCGCGCCGGGCCGCACAGCCACGAGGUGACCGACGGCGAGGCGGUGUUCCAGCUGGACCUGGAGCUGGGCUGCUGCACGUGCCGGCCGGGCCGCAGCGGCGCGCCGUGCGCGCACCAGUCGGCGGCCGCGCGGCUCGAGCGGCGCCCGCCGGUGGCGCCGGUGGCCGCCGAGGCGGCGGCGGUUCUCCGUCAGCUGGCGACUGAUAUGCCGCUGCUGGAGCCGGGCCCGGCGCCGCUGCCGGCCGGCUGGCUGCAGGCGGUCACCGCCGCCGCCGGCCUGCCCAGCGUGGAGGUGAUCGUAUCCACCGAGCAGCCGCGCUCACCGGCGGCUGACCGGACGACGGACUGGGAACAGCGCGACACCGAGGGAGGUCUGCUCGCAGCCGACACCGGCUCACUGCAGAUGGAAGGUGGGGGUGUGACAGACAGUGCGGACAGUGGGGAGUGUCAGCGGAAUCCCACGAUAACUGACAUCGAUAACAGUGUAGAGGACGGUUCUGCUCAGACAGCGGUCUCCGGGGGACUGAGUGAGGACACGGCCGGUGCCGGUGCCGACUCGCCAGUGGACCCCGCCGAGGAGGCGAUGAGUGCGGCGAUCGUGGCGCUACAGGAGGUGACGGCCGACCUGACGGGUCGGCUGGCCGCCGAUCCGGAGCGCUACGUGCCGCUGGUCAGGGACCUGGUGUCCCGCUACUGGCGGCUCGAGGGCGCCGACGGUCUGCGCUCAGUCACUGACCGGCUGACCGAGCUCAGCGGAGACCCGGGCGGACCGGCGCCGGGGGACGCGUGACGUAACGGCGGCUGUGGGCGACGAGUGCCAACAGCUACCAGCUGGCCAACAAGAACACGCUGCUGCUGAGUCUGAAGGGGACGACCACCACG